AUGGAACACAUUGACUAUGGUCACUCUGAAGCUACAGGUUCUGGAAAACCGGAGAAUGUUCCACCAACUGUUGGUCCAACCACGUCUUCUCAGCCUCCGCAGUCUGUAGAUGACAAUGAUGAUCACCAUAUGUGUCGUGUCUGUCGUGGUGAUGAUGGUCAUCUAUACUACCCAUGUCUUUGUACUGGAAGUAUAAAGUACGUUCAUCAGGAAUGCCUUACAGAGUGGCUGAAAUACAGUAAAAAGGAAGUAUGUGAACUUUGCAACUACAAAUACUCUUUUCAACCUAUCUAUCGACAGGACAUGCCAAAGGCUCUUCCAGUUGCUGAGAUCCUGAAAGGUGUUGCCAUAAAUGCCGCAAGGAUGCUACGAACAUGGCUCGUUUAUACCAUGGUUUUGGUAUCGUGGUUAGGUGUUGUUCCGCUAACGGCGGCAAGAAUCUACCAUGCCGUAUUUUAUUUAUCUAUGCAAGAAAUAUUAAUUUUGCCUAUCAGUAUAUUUCGCACGGAGCACAUCUUUCCUGAUGUCUUCAAGGGUUGCUUUCUGCUUAUAAUUUUUAUCUGUACGUUCAUCUCGUUAGUUUGGCUACGGGAACAGAUCAUCCAUGGAGGCCCCCACGAUUUUCUUAACAUCGAACGAGGGGAAGCUGCUCAGAAUGGCGCGGCGGAUGGUGAACGUCUUCCUGAUGCUGAAAACGGCGAAGAAGGAACAGACGAUAGUGGACAUGAACAAGACGACGGGGAUUUAGAAGAAAACGAUGUCGGAGACGAAGAAGAAUUGGAACAAAUCGAAGCCGGAAUACAUGUAGAGAAUAAUGAGGAGCUGCAAAAUCUUGGUGCAGAGGAACAUCACAGAGUUGGUCGCGCAGAAUUACUAGACUUUCAACAACCAAGGGAUGGGGAGCAGCCAGGUGUGGAUGUCCCACCUGUUGAGGACAACUGGCGAGAUUUGGACAGACUCGGUGACGAGCUCACAUGGCAGAGACUACUGGGAUUAGAUGGCUCUCUCGUUUUUUUGGAACGUGUAGUUUGGGUGAUCUCACUGGACACCCUGUUUACGAUAAUGUUUGCUUAUGCUCCUUACAAACUGGGCUUCUACAUACUCAAUAAAUGCGGAGUGCAACAGUCUAUCUAUUACUUUCCAUCAAUCGCGGCCAUCCUGACGGGAUACGUUGCAGUCACGGCAAUUAUUUAUGUGCUACACUACUUUGUUGGCUUGUUGCGCUUGGAAAGUCUUUAUCGCAUACUGGGGAUUUGUUUUCUUGUUCUGAAGGUGUUUCUGCUUGUACUAAUCGAAAUAGGAUUCUUUCCUAUUAUCUGCGGUUGCUGGAUGGACUUAUGCUCUCUAAAACUUUUCUCUGCUUCGUUGUCUUCACGCGCGUCGUCAUUCGCAGCUUCACCCACAUCUUCCGUAUUUAUUCAUUGGAUGAUCGGCAUGGUGUAUGUGUUUUAUUUUGCAUCGUUCGUUUUAUUACUUCGCGAAGUUUUACGUCCCGGAGUUCUUUGGUUUAUGCGAAAUCUUAACGAUCCUGAAUUCAAUCCAAUUCAAGAGAUGAUAGAACUACCCGUUACUCGUCAUUUGCGUCGUCUUGUUGCUUCUACGUCGUUGUGCUUUACUACAAUUUUUCUCAUCGUCUACCUUCCUCUCGUGAUUGUACAGAAGCUUUAUCCGUCAUUAUUACCCUACAACAUGAGUCUUUCUGCUGAUACGCCACUUAGUGAACUUUCACUCGAACUUCUGAUUCUCCAGGUGGUUCUUCCUGCUUUACUCGAACAAACACAGGCGCGUUUUUUGCUAAAGACGAUGGUGACGUGGUGGUGUGUAAAUGUCGGUGGUGCAUUGAGCUUAGACAGGUAUCUUUUGCCCGAUUUGCCAAAUCCAGAACACCAACAUGAUGGUGCUGGUGCCCAAGGUGUAGGAGGCUUAGCUGCAGAACAUCAGGCUUUGCUGCUCCUUCGUGAACCGCAAGCUUUUCAGCCGUACAUCCGGCCUCGAUUCUUUCCACUACGUGUGCUGCUCCUCUUGGGAGUCAUGGCGAUCACAUGUUGUUUCACCAGUUGUUUACUAUUUCUCGUACCAGUGAUAGUAGGACGAACCAUCAUACACAAUCUCACAGGAUAUUCCAACGUCCACGAACUCUACACUGUGGGAGCAGGCCUGUAUGUAUGCUGGAUGUCUGUCAAAAUGGGUUUGCUCUCCUUACAUUGGUUCCAUCUUGGACUGAAUCAUUUGAAGGAAGCUUUUGUCAAUUCUUUAUAUCUGACUCUGCGACUACUGGUUAUUUGCAUCCCUAUCGUUUUUGUAAUUCCUAUGCUUAUGGGUACAUAUUUUCAACUUGUAGUUAUCACACCGCUACGAUUGUCUUAUCAUCAGACUGCACUUGUAUUUCUUUGGCAAGAUUGGGCGAUGGGCGUUCUACAUAUGAAAAUCGCUUGUGGAGCUGUUAUGAUGGGACCAGAAUGGUGGAUGCGACAAGCAUUUGACCAGAUCUACCAGGAUGGGAUCCGCAACCUUCGGACCCGCUUUAUAUUAUCGCAACUAGUCAUUCCAGUGAUUCUUUUCCUUAGUUCGUUGCUGGCUUUUCCCUAUUUGAUAGCACGAGCAUAUAUUUUUAUAACCAGUGCUCCACUCGAAGAUAGUGUCAUUGUGCUGCGAUACUGCUUUCCGAGCAGUUUGAUCAUACUUCUGGUUGUGUGCUUUCUACGAUGGCAAUUGAACAAGAUUCAAGGAUUAGCAGAAAACAUUAGAAAUGAAAAGUACCUUGUUGGAACGAGACUGGUGAACUAUGAACGCAAUGAGAUGUCUCCCUCUUCUUCAGAAGCUGCGAUCUCCUCGUAG
Molecule: messenger RNA, 2838 nt
Organism: Necator americanus (New World hookworm)
Lineage: Eukaryota; Metazoa; Nematoda; Chromadorea; Rhabditida; Ancylostomatidae
Exons: 26
Coding region: 1-2838 (945 amino acids)
Cellular component (GO): endoplasmic reticulum membrane
Molecular function (GO): zinc ion binding
Source: RefSeq, a predicted model, not a curated record